AUGUUACAGUAUCAUGCCAUCGGGGCCGACGGGAGUCACUCCAUCUCCUACCCAAGACUCACGGAAUUAUCUGAUGGCACAAUCCUUGCGACCGCAGCAUACUCUGGAGACCACCCUCCGCAUUUCCCCAUCUUUGCCAGUGAGGACGGCGGUGCGACAUGGGAAUGGCGAAGCAACUUGACUGACCAAGUCAAUGGACUUGGCUUUGGAUCUCAGCCUGCCUUGGCUGAGCUCACCUUUAACCUUGGAAUCUUCAAAGCUGGUACCGUGCUCGCGAGCGGCAACAGUGCUGGCGCCAACGGCACAAACAUUGAUCUUUACGCAAGUACUGACAAAGGCGAGACGUGGAAAUUCAUCAGCAAUGUGGCUAGGGGAAGUGCUCCCAGUACUCAAAAUGGCAAUCCCUGCAUUUGGGAGCCAUUCAUUCUUCCUACGAACAACACAGUUGGCGUGUUUUACUCUGAUCAGCGAGAUCCUCUACACGGGCAAAAGUUGUCUCACCAAGUUUCAACAGAUCUGAAGAAUUGGGGCGAUGUUGUUAAUGAUGUCGCUUACCCGCUGUAUACUGAUCGACCUGGAAUGACUGUCAUCGAUUACAUCCCGCCUCUGAAGAAAUGGAUCCUGGUACAUGAAUUUCCAGGCGGAGACUCAUGGUCUGGUGCCGGUUACCCCGUAUACUAUAGGCUCGCGGAUAGUCCCUUUGACUUCCGAUAUGCCUACGGCUACCCCAUUGUUUUCAACGGCGUGCAGCCCAGCAGCAGUCCAUAUGUUGUAUGGACACCAGAGGGUGGCAUCAAUGGCACCAUCGUCGUCUCAGACGCCGACCACCAGAGUGUCUUUACCAACCGAGCCAACGGUCAGCCUGAUCAAUGGGAGAAGCAUAAUUCUCCUCAGCCAAAGGCAUACAGCCGUGCCCUCCACAUCUUUAGCAAAGAAAACAGUCGUCUCAUGAUCCUCGGUGCAGGCAACUUCCCUGGCGUUGACCCUCCGGGAACAAACCGACCACUCUAUGCAAGUGUUGUGGAAAUUCAGGACAUUUUGAGGAAUAAACCAGGAUAA
Molecule: messenger RNA, 1059 nt
Organism: Trichoderma aggressivum f. europaeum
Lineage: Eukaryota; Fungi; Ascomycota; Sordariomycetes; Hypocreales; Hypocreaceae
Product: CAZyme family GH93
Exons: 3
Coding region: 1-1059 (352 amino acids)
Source: RefSeq, a predicted model, not a curated record